CCCAGGGAGGAGGGCAGAACUGCAAAGGAGAUGACAGAAAACUGGCUUUCUCCUACUUCUUUCCAAGCUCACAGUGAGCACCUUUGCUUCACUGAAGGACACAGGGUUCCUUAGCCCAGCCCAGGGUGUGCCGUCCAGUCUGGGCUCUGUGGCUUCUGCAAGAGAGAGCAUGGCUGGGCGUUGGGUGCUGCUUCUAGUGGGCUCCCUUCUCCCUGGGAUCCUGCUUUCAGAGGCUGCGGAAAUCCUGACAAUGUCUACACUGGGUGGAAGCCAUUAUCUGCUGAUGGGCCGGGUCGCUGAGAUUCUUCAAGAUCAUGGUCAUCAUGUCACCAUGCUUCGUCAGGGAGGAAAUUCUUUAAUAUCAGAUUUUAAAGAGGAAGAAAAAUCAUACCAAGUUAUUAGUUGGUUUCCACCUGAAGACUAUCAAAAGGAAUUUGAAAAGGUUUCAAGUUUGUUUGUGGAAGAAGGUUACAAUGAAAGGAAAAUGUUUCAAAACUAUUUAAAGCUUGUGGAACAACUGGGAUUUCAGUGCAGUCAUUUGCUAAACAGAAGGGAUAUCAUGGAUUCCUUAAAGAAUAAGAACUUCGACCUGGUGAUAGUUGAAAGUUUUGACUACUGCCAUUUCCUGAUUGCUGAGAAGCUUGGCAAGCCAUUUGUGUCCAUUCUUCCUACCACAUUUGGCACUGUGCACUUUGGGCUCCCAAACUCCUUGUCUUAUGUUCCAGUAUUCCAUUCCUCCUUAACUGACCACAUGGACUUCUGGGGCCGAGUGAAGAACUUUCUGACUUUCUUUACUUUCUCCAGGAGGCAAUGGCAAGUUCAGUCUAUGUAUGACAACAUCAUUAAGGAGCAUUUCCCAGAAGGCUCGAGGCCAGUUCUGUCUCAACUCCUACUGAAGGCAGAGCUGUGGUUUGUUAACUCUGACUUUGCCUUUGACUUUGCCCGGCCCCUACUUCCCAACACCGUUUAUGUUGGAGGCUUAAUGGCCAAACCCACCAAACCAGUACCACAAGACUUGGAGAACUUCAUUGCCAGGUUCGGGGACUCUGGUUUUGUCCUUGUGGCUAUGGGCUCCGUAGUGAACAUGAAUACCUUACAGGAAGUCCUUAAGGAGAUGAACAGUGCCUUUGCCCACCUCCGCCAAGGGGUGAUAUGGAAGUGUAAGCAUUCUCACUGGCCCAAAGAUGUCAACGUGUCCACAAAUGUGAAACUCAUGGACUGGCUUCCUCAGAGUGACCUCCUGGCUCACCCCAGCAUCCGUCUGUUUGUCACCCAUGGCGGGCAAAAUAGUAUCAUGGAGGCCAUCCGGCAUGGGGUGCCCAUGGUGGGCAUCCCUGUUUUUGGAGACCAGCUAGAAAACAUGGUCCGAGUAGAAGCCAAAAAUCUUGGUGUCUCUAUUAAUUUAAAGGAGCUGAAGGCAGAGACAUUGACUCUUAAGAUGGAACAAGUCAUGGAAGACAAGAGGUACAAGUCUGCAGCAGUGGCCGCCAGUGUCAUCAGACGCUCCCACCCCCUGACCCCCGCCCAGCGGCUGGUGGGCUGGAUCGACCACAUCCUGCAGACAGGGGGCGCUGCGCACCUCAAGCCCUAUGCCUUCCAGCAGCCCUGGCAUGAGCAGUACCUGCUGGAUGUCCUCCUGUUCCUGCUGGGGCUCACUCUGGGCGCCGUGUGGCUUUGUGGGAAGCUGCUGAGGGUGGUGUCCAGGUGGCUGUGUGGGGCCAGGAAGCUGAAGGAGACUUGAGGCCGAGCACAGUCCUUGGAGACGGGUGUGUUUGGUGGGCACAAUCUCCAUUUCCUGGGGGCUUCCCAUCAGUUCUGGCAAACCUGUUCUCCACAUCACAUCCAUUUGCUAAUUUGCUACAGAUUCCACCUCACGGGCUUUGUCCUGUUAGCAGAAUCUUUACCAAGGACUUAUGUCCUUUAAACACCAGUCAGCAAGGGCUGUGCUGUGAUUCUAUCUCUGUGUGAUUUGGACCAUUUACCCUCAGAUUUCCAGUCACCAGGCCCACUUGCCCUCUCAUGCCCCUCUGGGCAUCACUAAGCCUGACCAUGACAGCUUCCAUGUCUAGACCUCAGCGUCUUGCCCUCACUCCUGUCAGCACUUGUCAGGGAUUAUCUUUGCAUAUUUUCCCUUGUCUUUGCUGCUCCUGCACACUCAGGGCUCAGGAAGCCUGUCCCAUGCAUAUGCAUUCAGGGUCAGGCACACCCUUGGAGAGCUUCACAUUUGGAACUUGCCUCUGGUGCCCACAGAUAGCUCCUUGUUGGCUGAUCAGGCAGGGAGACUGAGGGUUUUCAGAUUUCCAGGAAAGUAAAAGCUUUCACAGAAUAUUUCCCCUGCAACCCAAACACUGACCCACUGGUGAAGGGAUUUCUGUCCUAAUUGCCCAGACUUCCAUCAUCCGGCUGUCAAGAUUAUAAGGAAGCUGGAAAGUGUCUGCAUUGGCAGGUGACAAGGACAAAGGCAUCUGGGAGUUUCUUUGGGUAAUCCAACCUGUAGUGUCUGAAGAACAUGGAAAAUGGCCAAAUAAUACUCCAGAGUGAACAAUUUUCUGAUGUUUUUGUCUUGGCCUAUGUAUACACACCAAAGCAGCAAGCAAUCUCGGACAUGAGGGGAACACAGUCUUCUGUUUCUUGGUCACAGUCUCUGGCUGGGCCUGAGGAAGCACAUGGCACUGAGUUGGGCUCAAUGAAUUUCUGAGUGUUUUUGGAACCCCUAGAUAGGCAGAGGAGCAGGUGAUUUCAGUGUUGGAGCCCGAGCCCUUGAUCACUGUGUGGAUCAGAAGAGGGAAGGAAUCGUUGAACCAAGGCUGUGCUGGAACCAAGGACAACACAGCGAGGGCUGCAUGUUGUCACCAGCAGUGGGCACUAAGCCUUAGGUGCUAUAAGAAGGGUGAAAGCCUCCCUAUUUGUGGUUGUGUAGAAAUAUGAUUUCCAAAUGGAUUCUCUUUGGAGUCAGUCAGUCUGGCUCGGCAGUCAUCCAUAUAUAUGAUUUUGUAUUAAAUGAGUAGGAGGUAUGUAUCCAUGGCUAAAUUUCCCAUCAUGUAUAGAAGGAUGGGACUUUAGACUUACUGAUAGGGGCUAGAAUUCGCCUGAGCAAUCAUGCGUGGUGUGUUUUUUGCCAAGCCUACCCACAUGUUGGCUAACUCUCUUCCCUUUUGGCUGGCAUUAAGGUUUGGAAAAUGCUGAGGUGGGUGUCAGGAUGGAGGAAAUGGAGCAUGUCAGAAGGACUUUCUCCUUCUUGGGUGGCCACAAUCUGCAUGUGAUUACAUGCCAUAUGCACUAUAAAGAUCAACAAGAAGAAAAAAUUAAAAUUAAACUCAAAUAACUGAUAGCUUCCCAAAAGUAAAAAAAAUAAAUGUCAGAUUGCAAGAGAGCUAUCUCCCAAACUCCUAUUAGAAGGCUUUUUGGAGGCUAGUGAGUCCACAGAAUUCAGGUUGUGAAGCUGGUUCACCUGUGCACUGGGUACCCGUUUGCCUGAGCCAGUGAGACAGACACCCCUCCACAGAAGUUAGAUGAUGUGCGUUUAGUGGCCUGAAAUAUCCAAGUUUCCAAAGGAAGCCAAAACUAGAUGGACAGAAACAUAGAAUAAGUGGGAGAAAUGGAAACAUGAUAGAUUUAAAUAUACAUGCUACAAUUCAAAGGAAAGAUUGACAGACCUGAUUAACAAUAUGAAACUAAUUUUUAUGUCCAGAGACACAUCUAAAAUAUGAGGAUACAGGAGGGUUGCAUACAAAGUGAUAGGAGAAGAUAGGUCAUGAUAUAUUAAUAAAAAAUAAAAACUAGACAGUAUUAAUAUCAGAUAAAAUGAUUUUGGGUGAAAAGCAUUAUUAGAAACAAAAAUGGUGUUUCAGAAUAAAAAUUAACUGUUUCACUGGGAAAAUAAGGUACCUGAAACUAUAAUUGUCAGUGUGUAUGCAUCUAACAAUGUGGUCUUAAGUCUAUACAGCAAAUAUUGCCAUAAGAAGGAAAAAUAAAAUCAUAGUGGGAAAGUUGUAAAAAGAUUUUAAUGAAAAAUUUCAAACAUUUAUAAAAGUAGAACUUCCUCAUGCCCAACACUUAGCUUCCUACCCACUUCUCCUUUCUUUACAUUUACACCCACUUCUGAGCUUGCUUCCCCGGACCAAAUUAUUUUGAGCAAAUCCCAGACAUCGUAAGUGUUCAUCUGUAAAUACUUCAAAAUGUACCUUAAGAGACUUGAAUGUACUUACGGUACAUUCUUAAGAAAUAAGAAUUUCUUCUUAUGUUAUCAUGGUGGCAUAGAACUCUUCUACAAAGCAACUAAUGAGUAUUAUGAAAUUUUAUGUUCCAAUAUCACUGAUACUCCUAUGAUACUUUAGAGUUUGUUUGCAUCAUAGUAUCUAAAAUGUUGACACUUCUGAUACCUACCCCUUUCUAUCUGUUUCCUUGUUUCAUUUUUCCUAGUAGCUUUUGCCGUUAACAUAUUUUCUAAAAUGUGUUUAAAAUCUGUCUGCCCAGCAGA
Microcebus murinus (gray mouse lemur) is the source of this 4480-nucleotide messenger RNA. Its product is annotated as UDP-glucuronosyltransferase 3A2-like. Gene Ontology annotation, cellular component: UDP-N-acetylglucosamine transferase complex. Lineage: Eukaryota; Metazoa; Chordata; Mammalia; Primates; Cheirogaleidae. Gene Ontology annotation, molecular function: glucuronosyltransferase activity. The record is from RefSeq and is a predicted model, not a curated record.